AUGAAGGCUUCCCCCUCCCUGAUUUUUCCUUGUCCCCAUUGCAGUGUGACUUUCACUGACUUUAAAUACUUGGACAAACACCUCAAAUGGUGCCAUCGAAGUGAAUACCUGGCAUGGGUGAAAAACCACAAAGUCUACAACUGCUCUAAAAUAUCCUCCAGGAUGCUCAACUGCUCGUCGUGCCACUAUCGGUUCUUCUCUCCGAGGCAGCUGGAGACCCACAUGCGCAGGACCCACCUCCCUAUGCCCAAACCCAUCCGAAAGCGCUACACCUGCCCGCAGUGUGAUCGUAGCUUCGAUUACAUCGGUAACCUGCAAAACCACUGCCGAAGAUGCCAUGGCUUAGCCACGGUGUGUAAAGAUGGACAAAUUAGCUGUGCUAAAUGCGGUAAAAGCUUUGCUGGAGUCUGGGGUCUCGGACCACAUCGCUGCCAUGAGGACGAGAAGAAACCCAAGGUGGCUGUCGACGAACCCAUUUGCACGGACCGUGGCUAUUUGUGCCGAGAUUGUGGCAAGAACUGCUCUAUGCCUCAGUGUCUGACGAUACACAAAUGCACUCAUGCUGGUGAGAAGCCAUGCGUCUGCGAAGACUGCGGCCGUAGGUUUCAUGAUACGGGGAGUCUGCGGAAACACAAAGUCAUACAUACAGGGAACCGGCCAUACAAGUGCCCCGAAUGUGGUAAAGAGUUUGCAAGGAUGGCCCACCUCAGAUGUCAUCUGCGAACCCACACGGGGGAAAGGCCGUACCCUUGCCCCCAAUGCGGGAUGAGAUUCAGCCACCGAUCGACACUUCGAAUCCACCAACAAGUUCACUCUAAGGAAAAAGCAUUUUCAUGCCCAGACUGUGGCAAAAUGUUCUCCACUCUGAGAUACGUGAAGGUCCACCAAAGAGCGCACAACUCUGAGCGAAUGCUGCAGUGCAGAGAAUGUACGAAGACGUUUUCACGGGAGGACGUGCUCAAGAAACACCUACGCAUUCACAUGGGCGAACGGCCGUACCAGUGCAACGUCUGCAGCAAACGUUUUGUCCGCAUCUCGCACCUGAAAAACCACAUGCGCACGCACACCGGCGAGAAACCGUACCGUUGUGAGCAGUGCGGCUCCAGCUACGCCCAAUCCGGCGAUUUGACCAAACACAUGAGGAGACACACAGGGGAAAAACCCUUCGCCUGUUCUGACUGCGACCGCCGCUUCAACAACUCGGGCGACUUGAGCAAGCACAGGCGCAGUCACACGGGCCACAGACCCUACAAGUGUAUGGAGUGUGGGAUGAGUUUUCUCAUGCCCCAGCACCUGAAGUUACACAAACUAACACACACGGGCGAGAGGCCGUACAGCUGCCCGCGGUGUCUCCGCACCUUCACUCGCCCGCACCAUCUUUCUCAACACAUGGAAAAACACAUAUGAGGAUAGAUGGAUAGCUGCACUACUUCUGUCUAAUCUCAGUUUAAUUUAGGAAAAUGAAUUGGGAGUUCAUUGAUGAAUUGGAAAUCAGUUUAAUUUUUAAAAGUAACCGAAUCCAGAUGCAUAGUCUUCCUUUCUGGACUGUCCUUAAAGGUUUAACAUUAUAGUUAUUUUGCAUGCUCAACUCCAUUGGAGAUAUCGAAUAGAAUUAAUGCCUUACACUUAUUGUUGUUAAUAUGGGCAAUAAAUUUGGCAAAAAAGCACCAGACAAACUGUGCUUUAAAGUGUCUAUUUAAGGCA
This is a messenger RNA of Sinocyclocheilus rhinocerous, 1704 nucleotides long. Its product is annotated as zinc finger protein 501-like. Gene Ontology annotation, cellular component: nucleus. Gene Ontology annotation, biological process: regulation of gene expression. The record is from RefSeq and is a predicted model, not a curated record. The coding region runs from base 1 to 1407 and encodes 468 amino acids. The transcript is spliced from 2 exons. NCBI's taxonomy places the organism in Eukaryota, Metazoa, Chordata, Actinopteri, Cypriniformes, Cyprinidae.